Molecule: messenger RNA, 3273 nt
Organism: Melopsittacus undulatus (budgerigar)
Lineage: Eukaryota; Metazoa; Chordata; Aves; Psittaciformes; Psittaculidae
Product: valine--tRNA ligase-like
Exons: 28
Coding region: 94-3255 (1053 amino acids)
Biological process (GO): valyl-tRNA aminoacylation
Cellular component (GO): cytosol
Molecular function (GO): ATP binding; valine-tRNA ligase activity; aminoacyl-tRNA deacylase activity
Source: RefSeq, a predicted model, not a curated record
GCAGCUCCAGCCCCAGCCAAGAGUGCAGCUCAGCUGAAGAAGGAGGCAAAGAAAAGGGAGAAACUGGAGAAGUUCCAACAGAAACAGGAGAAGAUGAAGGAGAAACAGGCUCCGCCCACCCGCCGGCAGCGCCGCCCCCCUGGGGUAGUGACCUAUGACCUGGAGACCCCCCCGGGGCAGAAGAAAGACGUGUCGGUGCCGCUGCCCCCGUCCUACAGCCCCAGGUAUGUGGAGGCCUCUUGGUACAGCUGGUGGGAGCAGCAGGGGUUCUUCAAGCCGGAGUAUGGGAGGUCCCGUGUGUCGGAGCCCAACCCUCGGGGGGUGUUCAUGAUGUGUGUCCCCCCCCCCAACGUCACUGGAGUUCUGCACCUGGGCCAUGCACUGACCAGCGCCAUCCAGGACAGCCUCACGCGCUGGCACCGCAUGCGGGGGCUGACCACCCUAUGGAACCCAGGCUGUGACCACGCUGGCAUCGCCACCCAGGUGGUGGUCGAGCGCCGGCUCUGGCGCCAGCAGCAGCUCACCAGGCACCAGCUGGGACGGGAGAGGUUCCUGCAGGAGGUGUGGGCCUGGAAGCAGGAGAAGGGCGACCGCAUCUAUCAGCAGCUCCGGCAGUUGGGGGCCUCCAUGGACUGGGAUCGAGCCUGUUUCACCAUGGACCCUAAGAUGAGCCGCGCUGUGUGUGAGGCCUUCGUGCGGCUCCAUGACCAGGGGCUCAUCUACCGCAGCACCCGCAUGGUGCACUGGAGCUGUGCCCUGCGCUCGGCCAUCUCCGACAUCGAGGUAGACAAGCGCGAGCUCUCUGGCCGGACGCUGCUUCGGGUUCCAGGCUAUGGGGAACCAGUGGAGUUUGGGGUCCUGGUGUCCUUUGCCUACCCCCUGGAGGGCAGCGGGGGGGGGCAGGAGGUGGUCGUGGCCACAACGAGGCUGGAGACGAUGCUGGGGGAUGUGGCUGUGGCCGUUCACCCUGAGGACCCGCGGUACACGCACCUCCGGGGCCGUCACGUGGUGCACCCGUUCACGGGGCAGAGGCUGCCGGUGCUGCAUGACCCGUUCGUGGACCCACAGUUCGGCACCGGUGCAGUCAAGGUCACCCCCGGCCAUGACGCCACCGACUUCGAUGUGGGUCAGCGACACCAUCUGCCCUCCCCCUGCAUCCUGGACGAUGAGGGGCGGCUGCAGGACGUGCCCCCCCCCUUCCUGGGCAUGCCGCGGUUCCAGGCCCGCACUGCAGUGAUGGAGGCACUGAAGGAGCGGGGGCUGUUCCGGGGGGUCACUGAGAACCCCAUGGUGGUGCCCAUCUGCAGCCGGUCCCAGGACGUGCUGGAGCCUGUCCUGCGCCCCCAGUGGUUCCUUCGCUGCUCAGCUCUGGCUGCAGCAGCUGCUGCUGUUGUCAGGGGGGGGGAACUGAGGCUGCGGCCGGCGGCUCACACACGGACAUGGCUGCAGUGGAUGGACAACAUCCGGGAUUGGUGCAUCUCUCGCCAGCUCUGGUGGGGCCAUCGCAUCCCUGCUUACUUCAUCACCAUUGAUGACCCCAACAUCCCCCCCGGCAAGGACGGGGAUGGGAAGUUCUGGGUCAGUGGGAGGACUGAGGAAGAGGCUCGAGAGAAGGCAGCAAAACGGUUCCACGUGACCCCAGAGCGCGUGACCCUGCGGCAGGAUGAGGAUGUUCUGGACACCUGGUUCUCCUCUGGCCUCUUCCCCUUCUCCAUCUUCGGGUGGCCGGAACCGACUGAGGAUCUCUCCGUGUUCUAUCCGGGGUCUCUGCUGGAGACAGGACAUGACAUCCUGUUCUUCUGGGUGGCCAGGAUGGUGAUGCUGGGGCUGGCGCUGACAGGGAGGCUGCCGUUCCGGGAGGUUUACCUUCACGCCAUCGUCCGCGAUGCUCAUGGGAGGAAGAUGAGCAAAUCCCUUGGGAAUGUCAUCGACCCCUUGGAUGUCAUCCAUGGGAUCACCCUGCAGGGGCUGCAUGAGCAGCUGGAGAACAGUAACCUGGAGCCUGCGGAGCUGGAGCGAGCAAGGGAGGGGCAGAAACGUGACUUCCCCAAUGGGAUCCCUGAGUGUGGGACGGAUGCUCUGCGCUUUGCUCUGUGUGCAUACACAGCCCAGGGCCGGGACAUCAACCUGGAUGUCUUGCGGGUUCUUGGCUACCGACACUUCUGCAACAAGGUCUGGAAUGGGGCCAGGUUCGUGCUGCAGACCCUGGGGGGCAGCUACCGACCCCCCCCCCGACCUGGGGGCCGGCCGGGGCUGCCUGAGCGCUGGAUCCGGAGCCGCCUCAGUCGCGCUGUGGGGUCUGUGGGGUCGGCCAUGGAGGACUUUGACUUCCCUGGAGCCACAAGUGCCGUGCACAGGUUCUGGGUGUAUGAGCUGUGCGAUGUGUACCUGGAGUGUGUUAAGCCUGUCCUGGCUCGAGCGGCUGCUGCCUCAGGCACCAGGGGCAGGGGGGACCCUGAGGCUGCCCCCAUAGGAGCUGAUGGGGACGCACUGGAUGCAGCAGCAGAUGCAGUGGAUGCAGCUGAUGCAGUGGAUGCAGUGGAUGCACUGGGUGCACUGGAUGCAGCCCUGGCAGUACAGGACACCCUCCACACGUGUCUGGACGUUGGGCUCAGGCUCUUGGCCCCAUUCAUGCCCUUCCUGAGUGAGGAGCUGUGGCAGCGACUGCCCCCCCCGGCCCCCCCCGCGCCCCCCCCAGCCCCCAGCAUCUGUGUCUGCCCCUUCCCCGAGCCCCAGCAGUACUGUUGGCAGGACGAGGAGGCCGAGGCCUCCAUGGAGUUCACCCUCAGCAUCGUACAUGCUCUGCGCAGCCUCCGCAGCACCCAUGGGAUCACCCGCGCCCGCCCCCCAUGUUUCCUGCAGGUCUCAGACCCCUCCUGGGCCUCCCUUGCCGAGAGCUGCACCCCCCACAUCCGGGUCCUGGGGGGGGUGGGGUCCGUGCGCGUGCUGGGGGGCGGGGCCAGCCCGGAGCCCCCCCCCCCGGGCUGUGCCGUGGGCGUGGCCUCCGAGCGCUGUUCCGUCCACCUGCUGCUCAAGGGUCUGGUGGACGCCCCCAAGGAGCUGUCCCGGUUGGGGGGGCGCAGGCAGGAGCUGGUCCGGACCAUAGAGAGGCUGCAGGAGCGCAGGGGGGGGGCAGGGUACAUGGAGAAGGUGCCCCCCCAUGUGCAGGAGGCGGAUGCGGCCAAGUUGGCACAAGCAGAGGCAGAGCUGGAGAAGGUUCUGGAAGCCGAGGAGCUGAUGAGGAAGAUGCUGUGACCCCUCCCCCCCCCCCGU